Messenger RNA from Scophthalmus maximus (turbot), 2818 nucleotides. It is a transcript of the gene wwox, whose product is annotated as WW domain containing oxidoreductase. The coding region runs from base 169 to 1407 and encodes 412 amino acids. Gene Ontology annotation, molecular function: protein binding. NCBI's taxonomy places the organism in Eukaryota, Metazoa, Chordata, Actinopteri, Pleuronectiformes, Scophthalmidae. The transcript is spliced from 9 exons. The record is from RefSeq and is a predicted model, not a curated record.
CGUCACCGUGUUGUUGCGGAAGUGCCGGGCAACGUCGUGUCGGUGGUCCACUACUACGCUUGCAAGUGGCAUUCAUCCCUCGGUCCAGACAUAUAAGUUACUAGUUUGUGUUUGUUGACGCCGCAUUUGUGUUGCAGCCACAUCGUUGACUCCAGCAAAACGUGAGCAAUGGCGGCUCUGAAGUACGCAGGUAUGGACGAUACGGACAGCGAGGACGAGUUACCGCCUGGCUGGGAAGAGAGAUCCACGAAAGAUGGAUGGGUCUAUUAUGCGAGCCACGACGAGAUGAAGACACAGUGGGAACACCCCAAGACAGGAAAGAAGAAGCGCUGUGCUGGAGAUUUACCGUAUGGUUGGGAGCAAGAAGUUGAUGAAAAAGGACAGAUAAUUUAUGUUGACCACAUUAACAAGCGGACCACAUAUUUUGAUCCGCGCCAGGCAUUUACAGUAGAGGACGUUGUGGUGAAGCCAAAGCGGUACGAUGGAAACACUGCUGCUCUAGAGAUCCUGCAAGGUCGCGACCUCUCUGACAAGGUUGUCCUGAUUACCGGGGGCAACUCGGGCGUCGGGUUUGAGACAGCCAGGUCUUUUGCUCUUCACGGCGCCCAUGUGAUCCUGGCGUGUCGAAACCUGUCCCGGGCCAGCAAGGCUGUUAGCCUCAUCCAGCAGGAGUGGCACAGAGCAAAAGUAGAAGCCAUGAUGUGUGACCUGGCCUCUCUCCGCAGUGUCAGGGAGUUUGCAGAGUCUUUCAAGGCCAAGAAACUGCCCUUGCACAUUCUGGUGUGUAAUGCAGCAGUGUGCACUCAACCCUGGAGCCUGACGGAGGACGGCCUGGAGUCCACCUUCCAGAUCUGCCAUCUAGGUCACUUCCUCCUUGUCCAGUGCCUACAGGACGUGCUGCGUCGCUCCGCCCCCGCCCGUGUUGUGGUUGUUGCUUCAGAGUCUCACAGGUUCACAGACCUGAUGGACUCAUGUGGCAAGGUGGACCUAGCCCUGCUGUCUCCCCCGAAGAAGGAGUACUGGUCCAUGCUGGCUUACAAUCGGGCAAAACUCUGUAACAUUCUCUUCAGCUAUGAGCUCCACCGCCGCCUCUCCCCUCAUGGCGUCUCCUCCAACGCAGUGCACCCUGGGAACAUGAUGUACACCUCAAUCCAUCGCAGCUGGUGGCUGAUGACCUUUCUCUUCACGCUGGCCAGACCUUUCACCAAGUCGAUGCAACAAGGGGCGGCCACCACGGUGUACUGUGCCGCGGCCCCGGAGCUGGAGGGGUUGGGAGGCAUGUACUUCAACAACUGCUUCCGCUGCCUGCCGUCCACGCAGGCCCAGGACCAGAGCAGCGCUGCCAGUCUGUGGGAGCUGAGCGAACGCCUGGUCGCAGAGACGUCAGCAGGCGUGCAGGCCCUCUGAUGGACGUGAGGAGGGGGAGGAGGAGGGGGGACUAGCCAAACUGUAUUCAAAGAGGAAGGAUUGGUGGGUCGUGGUGACUUCCACUUAGAUAUAAACUGAAUAAAAGAUAAACUGCACUCUGACUGCACUAAACAAGAGCUGCCAACCACAGAAGUCCAUCACGUGACUACAGGGGCUAAAACACAGUACAUAUACAGUACAGGACGGGGUUUCAUAUACACUCUACUGGAAAAAAUCGAACUGUGUCCAGCUCUGCUGUGGUACUUUACAGUGGAGGGAGGUCUGGGAUGAAUUCAGUUCGGUUUGUUCUUUCUCUGUUUUUGUCUUUUUAUAAAUCUGUCAUGUUUUCUCCGUUUCACAACUUCCAUUCAAAAGAGUUGGGAUUGAAAAAGGAAAUGACCUGUAAGACUAAGGCGCCUGAUUCCAGUGAUAGUGCACCACAUGGCAAAUAUUGUGUCUCCCAAUUGUUGUGUGUAUAUUCAGUAUCCUCUUGUCUAGCUCUGUGUAGAUGUUGACGUUUCCUAUUGAGAUACAGUAAGUCAUUUGUUAAUCAUUGUGCUAAAUCUUUUUGGGGCACAGAAGAAAUGAGGAGUAAUGGGCAUGUGACACUUAUGGAUAUAUAAACACACUAGAAGUAUGAAUUCUUAUGGCCAUAUACAUUAUUCUGCAAUAGUUUUAUUUCUUAUCAACGUCCCUAUUUGUUUUACUGUACAAUAUUUACAACAUCCUGAUUUCUGGGCAUGUGCUAAAAGGGUGUGGACAUCAUCUUUUUGUUUUCAUCUUUGACUCAGCCUAAGUUGUAAUAAUCUAUACUCUGGUAAGUCUUCAUUACAAUUUGUUGGUAUUUAUCGGUGUCCAUUUGAAUGAGAAAUACAGAUGGUGGAGAAUCUUAUUUCCAGAGUCUGUGAUCUUUAAUUUCUGUGUUUCUUCCCUCGUUGUUUGACCAGAAAAAUAUGAGUGAUUUCACUGUUUGUUUUUGUUUUUCAAUCAUCGUUGUUUUAAUGUUGAAUUCUGGCUCUGGGUUGGGUGUGGAUCGGUUGCCCUAAAGCCGCUUGUUUGGACGCUUUUGAGACAUUGUGCUUUAUGGCGAACCUGGGUGCCAAAGGUUGCUCUUGAAACAUCAGCAUUCCAGUGUCAUGAUACCUGAAAAAAAAGAGAGAGAAGGAGAGAGGACUUUCAGUAAGAUUCUGUUUAACAAUCAGAAAAUGUGUGCAAUAUCAUUUUCACACACAGAGAUUGAAAUGUCCAUCCAGGUGCGCGCCAUCAGAGGGAGAUAUUCGUGUAGAGAGCUGCAGCGACAUUGUCAAGUCCGACCAAAUGUUUCCGAGAAGACAAAUGUGUCCCGGCUGUAUUCACAGAGCAUCUGUACUAGUGUGUUUGAUGAUACAUUUAAUAAAACAAUAGGAACUUG